Molecule: messenger RNA, 3832 nt
Organism: Camelus dromedarius (Arabian camel)
Lineage: Eukaryota; Metazoa; Chordata; Mammalia; Artiodactyla; Camelidae
Product: trafficking protein particle complex subunit 9
Exons: 10
Coding region: 1671-2036 (121 amino acids)
Cellular component (GO): trans-Golgi network
Source: RefSeq, a predicted model, not a curated record
CCGAGGUUUGGAAGCUCCAGCUCCGAGCCGGGGAUCGGCCCCAAAGGCUUCUCAGCUCUGUUGCCCGGUAGGCCUUUGGCUCCUGCCUGGGGCCGGGGCCUCCGGCUGUGGAAGUGCAAGGACCAGCUCAGUGGCGUGGGCGCUGCUCCCCGGGCUGAGAGCCUCAGGCUGUAAAUACCAGCUUCUCCUGGUGAAGUCGGCAAAAUGGAGCGUCAGUGCUGAGGGCACUUCCGUCUUCUCCCUCAGUGUUUCUGCCGCAGCCGAGCAGACGCGCACCGACAUGACCUUCAAUCUACGAGGACUGCAGGCUGGUGGAGAAGAGGAUCUAGGACUUCACUGAGUCACUCUUCAUCAUGCUCAAGUACAAGUGGCUGGAUGGGACCCCGACAAGUCUGGGGACAAGAUCCCACUCCUCUGCACCUUGUUUGAGAAGGAGGACUUCAUGGGACUGGACACAGACAGCAGUACGUUUUGGUUACUGAGACCCUCGAAUUCCCAUAUGAAUUGUAGCAGCAGCUAGUCAGUUACUGCAGAGGAGCCCGCUGGGAUUGUGAUCGAGACCACGUGAAGUAUACGGAUAACUCUGGGGAGCACUGCCAUCCCAAGAGCGCUGUCAUCUUAUCCAGGAAUGUGCAUCGUGUGUCUGUCCAGGUGAUACAGCUCUGGUUGCUGCAUGUGCCCUUCCCCAAGCCUUGGUUUUGGAGUUGAGUGCCCUCACCUCCAGUGGCAUCCAUCCAGACACCAGCAUUGACAAUGGCCGUGCUCAGAACCGCCUCAGCCCUGAAGACACAACUGACAAAUAGAAGGGGGCCGCGCCCUGUUACAGCAGGUGCUCUCACUUUGUGGGUCCUUAUGUAACUGCGUGGUGUUAAUCAGGAUCGCCCGUUCUACAUUGUGUGACGCUGCUGCGGUGUCUCCUAGUUAUUGUUUCUUGCAAGAAUGCCGGUGACUCAGUUAGAAGCGUGCAUCCAAGCCGUCCUUCCGAGUCAUCAUCAUCUAGAAUCGGUGCCUGAAUCUUCUGAAUUUCUCCAGAAUGUGGUUUACAAUCACCUUCAAAAACUGUAGAAAUAUCUCACAUCUAUAACGUGUAUGCAGGAUUAUAAACAGACAAAAGCUAGAGAUCUCAUAGCUUCACUUUGAAGAUAAGCUUCACCUUAUAAGGAUCUGAGGAGCAGGAGCAAGGAACGCAGGGAGAGAUCCAGGAAGACAUCUGACUGUGUUAAGAGACGACAAUCACAGCGACACAGGAAGUGAGGACACUUGCAGCAAAGUAAAACGACUUCACAACUAUUGCAUCAGAGCUGCCGGUGUGAGAGAGCCUAAGCCUGUCUCAGAGGGCAGGGGACAAGCUGAAAGGAAUGGUAAAUUUCCACUGACAGUUGAAAUUUUGUUAAAUAGCCUGCUACUAUUGAUCGUAUCAAUUGAAUGAAUGCAGGCAUAUUUCUGUGGGCAUUUAUAGGUUCACUCAACCCCACCAGCCCCUCUUGCCACCAUCGGGGAUGGGAUUUUUCAAGCACAGUGCCCCUCCUGCUUGAGUGGGCCACGCUGCGGGUCCUCACCUGGGGCCGGACUGCUACAGGGCACUGAGUCCCCGAGGCACGGCCUGCGAGACACGACAGGAACAUCUCUGCUCUUGACUGGGGGCCUCCGUUUCACCCUGCAGUGUAAGAAUGCUGGUGACUCAGUUAGAAGCAUGCUUUGAAGCUGUCCAUGUCCUCGCCAUCGAGAAGCAGAGCCUGGAAGCUUCCGAAUUUCUCCAGGAUGCGGUCUACAUUCACCUUCAGCAGGUUUCCGAGGAGAGAAUUCAGCAGUGCAGCAUCCGCUCCGAGCUCUAUGAGUUGAUCGGCUUCCACUGCAAGUCCGCCUUCUUCAAGCGGGUGGCCCCCGUGCAGCGCGCGGCCCCCGGCAUCCCGGAGCCUGGCGGGAAGGCCUGCUCCCGACUCCUUCUGCAGACGCUUCCUGGCUACAGUCUGUCGCUGUUUCCGCAGGACUUCAGCAAAGGUGUUGGAACUAAAACAUCGCAUCAGUCCCAUUAAACAUGCCUGUUUUGGGCCCUGCUGUCCUGUCUCAUCAGGGUGAAUUUUGAUUCGUUUAGAACAGGGCUCAACAGACUUUUUCUGUCAAGGGCUUGGGAGUAAAUAUUUCAGGGUCUGCAAACCUCCUGAUCUCUGGUGCAGCUGCUCAGCUCUGCUGUUCAGAUGCCAAAGCAGCCGGACAGUCCACACACCCUCAGAGCUUUAUUAACAGCGGUGGCUGGGGCUGGAUUUGGUGUAUGAACAGCAGUUGGUCCCCACAGCCUCCUCACUAUUGACGCCUGCACCAGAGCGUGCAUUUGCGACAAUGGGUGAACCUACACUGACACGUCAUCAUCACCCAGAGCCCAUGCUUGACACUAGGAUUUACACUUGGUGGUGUGCACUCUGUGGGUUUGGACAGAGGUGCAAUGACAUGUAUCCACCGUCACAGCAUCAUACAGAGUAAUCUGUGUUAGUGACCCUAAAAAUGCUCCGUGCUGCACCUCAUUAACUGCUCCUUCCCCUCUAGAAACUGACAACCACUGAUCUUUUAGUCUCUGUGGUUUUCCCUUUCCCAGAACACCAUAAAGUUGGAAUCAGAACUUUCCCAGAUUGGCUUCUUUCACUUAGUAAUAUGCAUAUAAGGUUCCUCCAUGUCUUUCAAUGUCUUGAUAACUCAUUUCAUUUUAGCACCAAAUAAUAGUCCAUUUUCUGGCUGGACCACAGUUUAUCCAUUCACCUACUGAAGAACAGCUUAGUUGAUUCUGAGUUCUGGUGAUUAUGAAUAAAGCUGCUAUUAACAUCUGUAUGCAGAUUUGUGUGUGGACAUAAGUUUCCAUUUCGUCGAGUAAACACCAAGAAGCACAGUUGCCCGAUCAUAUGUUAGAAGUUCGUCUAGUUUUGUAAACAACUGCCAGACCGUCUUCCAAAGUAUCUGGGCCAUUUUACAUUCCCACCAGCAAUGCAUGAGAAUUCCUGAGGCUCCAUAUCCUCAACAGCAUUCGGUGCCUUCAGUGUUCUGCGUUUUGGCAGUUCUGACAGGUGUGCAGUGGUACCUCGCUGUUUCAGUCUGCAUCCCCUUGAUGACAGAUGCUGUGGAGCAUCUUUCCAUAGACUUCUUUGGCAUCUAGAUUUCUUUUUUGAUGAGGUGUUUGUUCAGGCAUUUUGCUCAUUUUUUAAUCAGGUUAUUCAUCCUUCUUGUUGAGCUUAAAGAAAUUUUGGUGUAUUCUGGAUAUCAGUCCUUUAUCAGUGUGUCCCUGCCCUUCACCUGCAGCACCAGAGUUGUCCUUUUGGUCUCAGUGGAGUGUCAGCUCUUCAAAGAGGUUCCCAGUCUUCCCUCAGCCUAAAUACUGUCCUUGUAGUUUUCACUUUCAUUGAUUCAUUUUGUUCUUUUUAAAUAACUUUUCCCAUAAUUUGUAAGUACAUUAAAAAAGGGCAAUGAUUGAACACCGCCUCCCCCACCAGGCUGUGUGUCCUGUGAGAGCAGAGGCCCUGUCACCACUUAUCGUUUCCCAUGACAGCUCAUGGCACAUGUCCAUGUAAAAGUGUGUAAUGUGGGGCCAAACCUGAUGAGCAGCUAUGACAUCAUGUGUUGUCUACCAUUUAUUGAGUAGACUUUGUUUCUGAUCUUAAUUAUUAAAUCACAUGAAUGAAACGUUUGUUUUGAAAAAGAAAACAACAAAGCACACCUCCAUGUGAUUGGUACUUUCUACUUAGCCUUCUGACCCAGGAGGGGAUGUUCACCAUCAUUUUGUGGAGGAGGUUGGGGAGGUAAAGUAAGAGAGUGAGAUCAAAUAAAGUAAAAAUGAUAACUAUCA